UACUGCAGCUCAUAGUAGAGACACUGGAAGAAGGGGAGUGGCAAGCUAUAUGCGCUGUAGGAAGAACAAGUUGAUCAUAGACAAGGAAACUCGGCUCUCCAGUAACUUCCUUCGCGCGAGGAUCGGGAACAUCAAUUUCGACUUGGAGACGCGCUGUAAGGAAUUUUUCGAAGACAUCGCUAACCUGCGCGUCCCGGCCGAGCUGCUGCUGAAUCGCCCCGCACACGCCGGCGCUCGCUUCCCGUGCAUCGCUGCGCGCGCUCUCCGCCGCCUCUUCUCCCGGAACCUGAGCCUGGCCGCUGCCGCGCACGUCGACCAGAGAACAAUGGAGCCAAAAAAACUGAGAUGCGGAGUUGCACGAUUUUCCCGAAGAUACCAUCCAGCGGAGCCCACAAGUGAAAGAAAAGAGAACGUCGCAGUUAUCAGUCAGACAACACCGCCACGUCUGCCACGUCAAGAAGAAUCACGCCCGUCGGAUCCGGAACUAGACCUGCCCGACUCACCUCCGGCCGCCCCCGCCCCCGCAACCUCCUCCGGUUCCGCUUCCUCCUCAGGCUCCGCCCCCGCAACCACCUCCGGUUCCGCUUCCGCCUCCGGCUCCACCCCCGCAACCGCCUCCGGUUCCGCUUCCGCCUCCGGCUCCGCCCCCGCAACCGCCUCCGGCUCCGCUUCCGCCUCCGGCUCCGCCCCCGCAACCGCCUCCGGCUCCGCCCGCGCAACCGGCUCCGCUUCCGCCUCCGGCUCCGGCUCCGCGGCGCAGCACCAGCCGUCGCUCGACGACCGGUAG
Molecule: messenger RNA, 787 nt
Organism: Cydia pomonella (codling moth)
Lineage: Eukaryota; Metazoa; Arthropoda; Insecta; Lepidoptera; Tortricidae
Product: skin secretory protein xP2-like
Exons: 5
Coding region: 50-787 (245 amino acids)
Source: RefSeq, a predicted model, not a curated record